GCAUGACUGAAUUAGCUUCAAGUUGCCUUUCAGCAAUUAACGCGUUGGAAGUGUUAGAUAAAUCGCUUGCUUGGUUUCACUAUAAUUCAUUACCUCCAAGUGAUAAUAUCCGAUUAAGAAUUGAAUCUGUACAGGCACGAAAAAGGCAAAAAGUUGAUAACGAAUCUAUGAAAGAUGAUGGCGAACCAAUAACUGAAGUGGUUACAAUAACAGAUCUAACAAAACGCUACACAAUGGUAAUGGCCAGACUUGAACUAGGACGUGAAUUUUCUGAUCAAGUGACACCUAUGAAAUCUCAGGAAGCAGUCAAACUAUGUAGUUUUGCAGGCAAAUUCGACCUAGCUAUCUCAAUUGCUAAGCUAUUUGAAAUCCCUUUAGAUGAUGUAUUUGAUGGAAUGACACGAAAAUGCUUGUCGCUGAUAAACUCUAAUAUGGUCGUUUCGAA
Racocetra persica is the source of this 445-nucleotide messenger RNA. Lineage: Eukaryota; Fungi; Glomeromycota; Glomeromycetes; Diversisporales; Gigasporaceae. The record is from the annotation of a GenBank genome assembly.